This is a messenger RNA of Marchantia polymorpha subsp. ruderalis, 4994 nucleotides long. Lineage: Eukaryota; Viridiplantae; Streptophyta; Marchantiopsida; Marchantiales; Marchantiaceae. The record is from the annotation of a GenBank genome assembly.
CUGCUUUCUUCAUCAGCGAUGGAGCUUUGGCUGUGUGCGCGUGUUGCUCGGCUCUCUCCUUCGAAGAGGUCGCUGUAAAGCGAAGCGAGCGAAGGGAGAGGGGGGAGGGAGGGAGGGGAGGGAGCGAAGCGAGUCAGAAGAGAGAGUAAACGAACUGUGCCCGGCUUUGGCUUUGGCUUUGGCUUGGCUUGGCUUGGCCUGUCUGCCUGGUUUGGCUGCCUGCCUGCCUGCCUGCCGAUUGAUUGAUGCAUCGGCCAUUGGCCGAUCUGAGAGCGAUUCGAGCGAUUGAGGUGAGUAGAGGAGGGAGGGAGGGAGGGAGCAACGGGCCGGAUAGACGAGGAGUAGAGUGAGCGAGCGAGCGAGCCAGCCACGCAGAGGAACGGGCGAGAGCUCUUUUCCCCUCGGACUGGAGAGAUUUCUCACUGUCUGCGUCUCUGUCUGUCUGUCCGAGUCUCUUUGUCUGCGUCUGUCUGUCCUUUUGUCUAUCCAUUUAUCUAUCUAUCGCCUUCGUACACCAUAGCGUAGCGUUGAACGGAAGGCAGGCGGAAGAGUGAGUAACAGGAAGGAAGAGGAGAAGAAGAAGACGACGACGACUGACGGGCGACUUACUUUCUCUGCUGCUCUCUGCAGCAGGCUGGAGCCGAGCGGGGAAGCGCGUGUUUGUAUGUUUGUGUGAGGAAGGUUUUGUGAGUGGGAAGCGGGCGGUGUGAUUGUCUCUUCCUCGCGAGCGCGAGUUGGUAGCGGUGCCCUUUAGGCAUUGGGAGACCUCGCUCGCCGUAGGGAGAUAGGGAAGAAAGAGGGAUCAGUGACGAGCCAACCGGGGCGGAAUACCCUGAAUCGCUCCGUUGGCUCGUGACAUCGGGGAGUGCUCGAUUGAAGUGGAGUGUCGGGGACGGGUAGAGAGGUUAUCGAUUGGUUGUUGGCUGGUUUUUUGAUUGAUGGAAGGUGGAGAGAGAACGGGGAUUAGGGGAUACGGAUGAGAGGGAGGAGUGGAGAGGGAGACAGGGGACCAGACCGCGGGGAGGCUGCGGGCUAUCGGGAGUACCGAGGGGAAGGGAAGGGAGCAGGAUGAGGAGCAUAGCAGGAAAUUAUGGACAAGAGAGGAUCGCAGGAAGGUUGACGAUGCCGGAGCAGAUGGGAGGAGAGUCGAGAGUGGUGGCAUUGUAAACAACAGACAGAUACACCAGGUCUCCCGGACACCGACACCAUCGUCGUGUAUCAUCGAACGCGCCCCUACGAGGGUUGAUACAGCCGCAGGAGCGGAGUACAGGUUAUAGAGUACUGUUGAGUAAGUGGUAUGCAACAAUUUGGAGCUUUCAGAGUAAAGGCCAUCGAUGUGCUCCGGCGGUGGGGACAGGAGGACGCACUGAGUGGCGAUGCGAGAGUCGGAUGCCCGCUUAAGCGAAGGAGUUGACAGAGGAGUGGAGUUAUCGUGUCCAUACUUGGAGUAAGUGCAAGCGGUUCGAGCUGAAUCGUUCUGAACCGAGCGCCCAGAGUCGCAGACCGUAGGCGUACCCUAUCUGCAGAAAUGGGCUGUGUGUGUGCUAAGCAGGGGUCAGCUCAGGAGGAUUCCGAUAGCCCUAAAGAAAAGCAGGCCAACCUCCCCGUCACCACGACCAACCCCCGUGUUUCAACGAGACGGCCGAGUGUCAGCGUAAAAGUAGAAACCGAACCUGUUAAUGGCUUCGGCGAGAAACCACCGGAGAAGCCGAAGCCUAGAGCUAAGCCCAAUGGCACAGUGACGACGACUGGGGAUGCCGACGAAGUUGUAGCCAGGAGACGGGAAAGGCUUUUGCAGCAACAGCAGGAGAACCCGCGUUUAAGUAAUCCUCCUAAAAACAUCGAAGGAGAACAAAUCGCAGCUGGUUGGCCUGCUUGGUUAUCGGCAGUCGCGGGAGAGGCCAUUAAGGGCUGGAUUCCUCGCCGUGCUGAUUCUUUUGAGAAGCUCGACAAGAUUGGCCAGGGUACUUAUAGCAAUGUCUACAAGGCCCGUGAUCUCGACACCGGGAAGAUUGUUGCUCUGAAGAAGGUGCGGUUUGAUAAUUUGGAACCGGAAAGUGUGCGGUUCAUGGCCCGUGAAAUACAAGUUUUGCGACGACUUGAUCAUCCCAAUGUCGUGAAACUAGAGGGUCUGGUUACAUCACGCAUGUCUUGCAGUCUUUACCUCGUCUUCGAGUACAUGGAACACGAUUUAGCAGGCUUGGCUGCAUGCCCUGGUAUCAUGUUCACUGAGGCACAGGUGAAAUGUUAUCUGCAACAACUGCUGCGAGGACUUGACCAUUGUCACAGCAGGGGUGUUUUGCAUCGUGAUAUCAAAGGGUCUAACCUUCUACUCGAUAAUGGUGGAAUUCUGAAGAUUGCAGAUUUCGGUCUCGCAACAUUUUAUCAUCCGGAUCAAAAACAGCCCUUGACAAGCAGAGUCGUGACGCUUUGGUAUAGGCCACCAGAGUUGUUGUUGGGUGCCACCGAGUAUGGUGCUGCCGUCGAUCUUUGGAGUACAGGGUGCAUCUUAGCUGAACUACUUGCUGGGAAGCCGAUUAUGCCUGGCCGAACGGAGGUGGAGCAACUUCACAAGAUUUUUAAAUUGUGUGGUUCACCAUCAGAAGAAUACUGGAGGAAGUCAAAGCUCCCUCACGCAACCAUAUUCAAGCCACAACAGCCUUACAAGCGUUGUAUCGCCGACACCUUUAAGGAGUUUCCCAACUCAUCGCUAGCAUUGCUAGAAACUCUCUUGGCUAUUGAACCUGCCGAUCGAGGCAGUGCUGCAGCGGCACUCAAAAGCGAGUUUUUCACAAGCAAGCCGCUUGCAUGCGAUCCUUCAAGCUUGCCGCAGUAUCCACCUAGCAAGGAGUUUGAUGCCAAGAUUCGGGACGAAGAGGCACGAAGACAACGAGCUCAGGGAGGACGAACUCGAGGCUCAGAUGCUGGUCGGAGACCUAGUGGCCGUGAUAGGAUAAGCAAGGCCGUUCCUGCACCUGAUGCCAAUGCGGAACUUCCAAUGUCCAUGCAUAAACGGAGGAUGAACUCUCAAGCGAGUUCCAAGAGUAAGAGUGAGAAAUUUGCUCCUCUUCAUGAAGACUCUGCUGUUGGUUUUCCUAUUGAUCCCCCUAGGCAAGGACAUAUCACCAGUGAAGUACGCGGCACAUCUCCAGUACCUCCUGCACGGCCGUUCGCCGCACCUUCCGUUUCCUCAAGAUCAGGUCCUCAACCUAUGGUGAACCCCAAUUUGCCCGGGGCGUCAUGGGCUAAGAAGCACAAGGAGGAGGACUUACGAAUGGCUCCUCAACGGCCAUUAUCUCGGCCUACUAAGUCAAUGACCGUGUCAGACUUCACUCAACAAGCUGGUUACCAACAAUCUGGGGGUGAUUUAUCGAACUUUUCGAGUUUAGUGGCGGCGAGAAAUGGUGCUCCUGACCACCACAGGGAGAGAGGUUCCUCAAGAAGAGACAGAGAUGGCGCAGACGGAGAGCCCAUCAAGCGUGAGUCGCACAUCAGUAAGCGUGACCCGUCUGAUAAGCAUGAUCGCUCAGACCGCUUAGAGAAACGAGAUCAUCGAACAGAGAUGUCAUCUUUCAAGCGUGAUCAGGGAAGUGAUGGUCCUUAUCAGCGUGAUCAUUCCAAUGCAGACUCACAUAGAAGAGAGGGUCGUAAAACCAAGGAUAUACCCAUGGGAAUUCCACAACAUACUGAAAGGAUAUUCCAUUCAGGGCCACUUCUCCAUCAAGGGUAUACUGCAUCUGUAGAUAUUGAGGAACUUCUAGAAGACCAUGAGCGUCAAGUGAAACAGGCUGCACGACGCGCAGGAGAGGUGCGAAACUCUUCUGGCCAUGGACACAAAGGAGGCUGGAACCAUGUUCGAAGCAAUGGUGCAGCAGCCCAGGAGAAUACUGAUUCAGCCGAAUCUAAUGGUUUGGUGCCGACUAGUGGUCACCAUUUAAUCUCACAUCAAAAAAGGAGCAAGUCACGGAUGAUGGAACAAGGAUUGGAUUCGAGGGAAGCAAGGGAGGUGAGGGAUCUUGAGAAAGAGACUCCGCCCUAUGGAAGUGAGGCCCAUGUUAAGGUGCAAGAAGUGUAGGUUCUUUUAAUUGGAAGAUUUUCGUAACUCUGGUAAUGGGUAUUGUUUUCUGGCUCUCUUUGCAUCCUGGGAUUGCUCCAGCAUGGGGGAUAUUCAUGGGAGGAUUUUGCUGCAUGUGUAGCCUACAUGCUGGCACUCCCAGCAGCCUAGUCCAUGUACCAAAAGUGGAAAGAUGCAAGAGAAUCUAGCAAGCAUGGAACCGUUGCUUACCUAAGGAUGUAUUCUGAGUGCCUACUUGUUCUCACUUACCAUAGAGAAGUAUUUCAUUUAUAACCCCUCUUUGUAAGCCGUAUUGGCUUAUCCAGUGUUCCACAAGGGUGCAUAAGGGGGAUACGAUCCAUCCUCUCUCUAAAAUACCCUUGAAGUCACUGUCACAUACUUCCCACAAGGAAACAUAGAAAUACCACAUGGGCAAGGAAAAGGCCUGGUCCUUGUGGGUGCACUCUGCAGGUUGACGUGGAUUGAUUGUCAGCGUCUUUACAUCAACUGCCGCUGGAUAUAGCUUUUGUGUACAAGAUGUUAGAUGGAUUGGUGUAUCUAAGAACGGUUUUGGCCAAUGAAACUUGCAUAAUAUUUGCUUCACAUGCCAGUUUAGGUGGCAAGUAGUGUCCAUCAUCUUGUCUUACUGACAUAGAAGGACAGUACUGGUAGUAUAAGAAGGCUCUGCUAACUUGUUGAAGCUAAUUGGGUAGUUGAAGGGACUUAGUGGGAUGUCUCUAAUUUGUUUGUACUUUUAGGCUAAUUUAUAUUUGUGCAACACAAGUGAAUGAAUUGUGUUGGUGCCAAAUUUACCAUGUUCUAAGCAACUGCGUUCCCAUUCUCUCUCUUGAGUUGAAAUAUUUUUCAGAGAGUAAAGUGGAGAAAUGAUUUUGGAAUGUCUGGUGCCUACUCUUUCUGAGAAUUAUCCAGUUUAGCUGUG